Molecule: messenger RNA, 2469 nt
Organism: Pseudoliparis swirei
Lineage: Eukaryota; Metazoa; Chordata; Actinopteri; Perciformes; Liparidae
Product: putative protein MSS51 homolog, mitochondrial
Exons: 6
Coding region: 162-1466 (434 amino acids)
Source: RefSeq, a predicted model, not a curated record
CGGGCUUGUUCAUGUCCAUACGGGCUGCGUUACGCUGAGUUAGAAUUAUCAUUAACGAAAUUAACUCAAAAUUAAAAUAAAUACUUUCCCCACAGCAAUAGCCGUGUUUCUGUUGGAUUAUUGCAAUAAAUACUACAAAUACUAUAAUACAUGCCUUUGUCAUGACUGAAGUGAGGAAGAGUUUGUUGACAGACCUUUCUAGAAGGGAAAGCACAGGUGCUCCACCAGAGCCCCCCACAGGCCGGUCACGUGACACACCAGAGGGACUCAGGAGAAGAAACCGUGAACAGCGCGUGAGUGGCAGGCUCAGCAUGACGGACACCGAGAGAGCUGGUCUGGAGACCAAGGUGAAAGCCAUGACCUUCCAGUCCCAAAAAGAGAUGAUUGAGAAGAUGGAGGAAUCUUUUCAAAGCUGCGCCUGUUGCGAGAAGCGUCCAGAUCAACUUUCAAACUGCCAGAGCCUGAAGCGCUGUACCAGAUGUCUAAACGUGUACUACUGCGGUAAGGACUGCCAGAAGGAGGACUGGCCCAAACACAAGAGGUUCUGCCCUCAUCUGCGUCUGGCGGCCAUCGACAGAGUCGUGGAAUGGCUUUUAUUCAAAGGACACCUUCCAUUCCCGACAGAGAAGUGGUCGAAGCCCCAGUCAGAAGUCAAAACGUGGGCUGACUGGCUCUCGAUGCAGGGGGAUCUCACCGCCCGCCUCGACCCCAUUCUGAAAGGAGCAGCCAUGAGAAGCUUGUGGGCCGACGCCGGCAGGUCUCCGCCUGACGCCGAGGACCUGAAGGGGUCGCUGUGGAGGGUUUGCAGCGAGUUCUUCUCCAGGCCGCUGACCAUCGCCUGGGCGCUGAGAGUGUUCGGCCUCGACCCGUAUUCCAAACCUCUCACCGUCCACCUGGUGGGGGCGGGCCCCGCCGAGACUCUGGCCGCCCGGCUGACGGACUACGAUGAGCUGAACCACAUGUUCCCCGGGCACCAGGGCAUCGGGAUCGUCAUGGUGGGCCCCGAGGUGGUGGAGGGCCCCGUCGUGAGGCCUCCUCUCAUCGGGGCGACCCCCAAGCAGAGAGUCUACCUCAGCGCCCACAAGGGCCUCUACCACCAGUUCUGGGAAGACGUGGUGGAGAAAGAGGAGGCGGCCCGGCCGGACCUGGUGGUGGGAUUUCAUCCAGGAUUUGAUGCCAGUCAGGGCCUGGACCAGGGCUGGCUUCCAACCCUCCUGCUCCUCCGGGAUUACGAUAUUCCUUCCCUUUUCACUGCUGUCAGUGAGACGGAGAUGACCUACUCCCUGCAGAUCCUGCUGGAGUUGGAGAUGGACUUGAAGGGAAGCGGCGCCAGCCCCUUCGCCUCGCUGAAACCAGCAGCGGUGGGCUCGAGUCCCAACAAGCCUGCGGUCUACUGCAACUCCCACUACUUCUGCUUCCACGGCAUCCUGGAGACGGCGGAGGACGAGGAACCAGAGGCGGUCUGAGUGAGCCGGGAGCUGCAGGGCGUCUCUGGUGUCGCUCACCCGGAACGCUGGGCAUCCGGACAAUGAGGCAUUGAGAGUCUAUGCCUAUUUUUACUGAUAAUUAAAUCAUGCAACGUGUCUGAAUGCAUAUUAUUGUUAAAAUGUUAGUUUAUUUUCACAUUGGGAACAGCUAGAAGUAUUUGCUGUGACAUUUGCAUUCACUAUCUCAGUUUCAUGGCAUGUAAAUGCCAGAGAGGUGAGAUUUGGAUAAACUGUCUCUGAACUACUGUUGUGAGAGUGGAGAGGGAUUAUAUAUAUAUAUAUAUAUAUAUAUAUAUAUAUGUGAGGACACGCCGAUCAAGGGCAAGGAGAUCCAGCAUGUGUCCAGACGUGAAUGAUCUCCUUGUCUCUCUCCUCUCAUCCCUGCUCCCUCUUUCAUUUGAUGCUUUCUUUUUCUCUUUUUCCCUGCCUCCCAAGUUCUCAGUUUAUCGCUUUCUGUUUCUUAACUUAUUGUUUCACUGUACACUUUCACUGUGUGUGUGUGUGUUCAGACUGCUUUGUCCACUCUGCUUACACACCGCUUAGAGAUCAUUUCAAAAUACAUUAUAUGCUUAAAUUUUUCCAAAAUAAAUAAUUCACCAUUAUUUGUUAACUUUUUAUUAAGUACACAAGGAGUUUUUAAAGGAGACUGUUUUUGCACUCUUGCAGAUCUAAUAUGUGUGUGUCCAGUAUCUGGUGUUAAAACCCCUCGAGAUGCUGCAUCAAUAUUUAUAUUUUUUUAGCAAUUCAUGUCAAUACUUGUGGUGUAAUCGAUGCAGCAGACACAAAGUACAUUUACAUUUACUGUUAUGUGUUCAAAUGAACAUCCCCCAUCACGUUCUUCUCAUCUGUCAUAUCUGUUACCUUUAUUAUCGUCCAAGGAUCAUAAGCUGAAAAUAAAAUGUAUUAUUAUAGAUUUUUCCUAAACAAGAUCAACAUGUGUUUUGAAAAAAAGAUGUUAUCUUUAAAUUCAACUGCAAACUGA